This is a messenger RNA of Medioppia subpectinata, 1094 nucleotides long. NCBI's taxonomy places the organism in Eukaryota, Metazoa, Arthropoda, Arachnida, Sarcoptiformes, Oppiidae. The record is from the annotation of a GenBank genome assembly.
GUUUAUUAAUAGGAAAUUCAUAUAAAGUGUUGUAUUGAGUGAUUGACUGAUAGAGUGAUUGAGUGCUACGGAUAUAUAGGCGUCGGCUUUGUUUGAAUCAAUUGAUUGUCACUUUUGGUGAUUACAUUUGCGCCAACACUAUGUCUGACACACCCGUCGCCGACCACGAGGUGUCCGAAGAGGACACCAACUAUAGGCCACCGCCAGAGAAGUCACUCGACGAGAUCGUCAACGCCGACAAAGAGGACGAAAGUCUUCAGAAGUAUAAACAGACGCUUUUGGGCGCCGCCGCCGCCGAUGUGGUGGUCGUCGACGGAGACAAUCCCAACCGAGUCAUCGUCAAGAAUCUGGUCCUCGUAGUCGAUGGCAGACCCGAUGUUGUACUUGACUUGAGUCCAGGUAACUUAGAGGCCGUGAAGAAGAAUGUGUUUGUCAUCAAAGAAGGCAUUCAAUACAAGAUCCGCAUUGAGUUUAUAGUGCAAAGAGAAAUAGUGACGGGUCUUAAGUAUCAGCAAAAGAUCUCUCGACACAGCAUUCAAGUGGAGAAAAUGAAUCAAAUGGUGGGAAGUUAUGCCCCGAAGCAUGAGAUGCAGUCCUACACGAGUCCUAUGGAAGAGAUGCCGUCCGGACUCCUAUCGCGCGGUACUUAUCACGUGACCUCUCUAUUCACCGACGAUGACAAUCACGAGUGGUUGAAAUGGGACUGGAAUUUCGAGCUCAAGAAGAAUUGGUAGUCACACCUAAUCACGUCCCGUACCUGUGAUUACGACCUUAAUUGUUCCCAAACUAUAUGUGCCUUUCAGUGUCUCCUCUUUCAACACUCGUUCAGAUUUGUUGUCAGAAAUCCAAAUCAUAUUUCAUAUAAAUUUAUAUAAAAACCCUUUUAUGAACAAAAAAGCAAACGAUUAUGAAUUGAAAUUACAAUAUAAAUAUAUUUAUAAAUCCAAAACCUAUUUAACUUUUUUAUCCCUAAAUUAUAAAUAGAGUUUAUUUAAAUCAAUGAAAGUUUGAUCCAGGCCUUUUUCUUAUUUUUUGUAUAAUUAUGAAACCAAUUAUAUAAAUAUAAAUAUCCAAUAAAUGAUUAAUAAUUAAAA